UUGGUAUAAAAAAUAAAUAUCUGUACCUAUAUUAGUUAAUUUAUUAAUUAUUAAGUUAGUUAUCGGAAUUCCAAAUUUCGAGAGUCGAGAUUUAGUCAGAUAAUUGUAAAUAUAUUAUGUAUCUUACACGAGACGUUUUCGAAUUAUGUAUUAAAUAAUUAAUAAUCUUUAACAAAUUGCUACAAUAUCCCAAAGGCCAUAACACUUAAAUAUAGAUACUUUGUUGUAGAACGUAAUUUUGUUUGUUUAAAAAAAGAAAAUGAAGAAUACUCAAGGUGUAAUAUAAAAAUGUCAACCUACUCGUUUGUUAGAUACUGCUGUGUAUUUAAAUCAAACAUUGUGAUAAAUACCAAGUAUGUCUAGUGAUUUCCCUAUUGAUGUAAAUCAAUCAUUUGAAAAUGUGCAGUCAGUUAAUAAGAAUAGAAGCCUCAGAGGAUUAUUUUUAGUGGGAUUAACUGGCGGUAUUUCUAUUGCUUUGAGUGUAAUUUGUUAUCCAUUCGUUUCUCCAGCUUUACGGAAAGUAUGUUUACCUUAUGUUCCAGCUACAAAUAUGCAAAUCCAAAAUGUACUGAAUGUAAUCAAAGGGCGAAAAGGGAAAUUAGUAGACUUAGGCAGUGGCGAUGGAAGAAUAGUUAUGAAUACGGCGAAAGCAGGAUUUGAAUCAGUUGGUGUAGAGUUAAAUUUUUGGUUAGUGAUGUAUUCACGUUUGGUUGCCAUGAAAUCUAAAAUUCAGCCUUCUCCAAAAUUUAUUCGAACAGAUUUGUGGAAAUAUCACUUAGGACCUUUCACAAAUGUUGUAAUAUUUGGUGUUGAAGAAAUGAUGUUGGAUCUGGAAAAAAAGUUCUCUACGGAAUUGUCUGAGGGAACAGUAAUAGUUGCUUGUCGCUUUCCUCUCCCAAAUUUAGAACCUUACUUAGUCAUUGGCACAGGAAUUGACAGAGUUUGGGCUUAUAGAAUAUCUAAGACCAAACCAUAAUCCAUCAGAACAUGUUUUUAUAGG
Messenger RNA from Myzus persicae (green peach aphid), 1000 nucleotides. RefSeq names its product protein FAM173B. Gene Ontology annotation, molecular function: protein-lysine N-methyltransferase activity. NCBI's taxonomy places the organism in Eukaryota, Metazoa, Arthropoda, Insecta, Hemiptera, Aphididae. Gene Ontology annotation, cellular component: mitochondrion. The transcript is spliced from 6 exons. Bases 356 to 976 code for a protein of 206 amino acids. The record is from RefSeq and is a predicted model, not a curated record. Gene Ontology annotation, biological process: peptidyl-lysine trimethylation; regulation of mitochondrial ATP synthesis coupled proton transport; positive regulation of proton-transporting ATP synthase activity, rotational mechanism.